GGGUGGGGAGAAGGAGAGGCAGAGAGGGGUGGAGAUUGGAGGCGGCGGCUCGGAGGUGGCUCCAGUUCAGAGGAGCGGAGAGUCUGUGUCAGGACUUGGCAAUCCCCAGUCACACACACAGAGGUGCAUGAACGAAAAAGAGCUGCGAUACAAUUCCCUGGGAUUUUUUUGUUGCUCCGAGAUUUCAUUGCCCCCCUUCUCCUCUCCCCGUCGCCUCCUUGAGCGCGAUCAGCCUUGGGCUCCUGAUCUCCGUCCACGGGGCAGCGGCGAGGGAAGCGACGCUGAAGAACGGCUGGAAGGGGAUCGUGCCCGAGGCCAGAAUGUCAUCCCGGGAGACGUAGACGAAGGCGAAGAGGACGGCGGAGGAGGGGGUUCUGGGGUGCGCGUGUGUGCACAGACGUGGUGUGCGUGGGGCUGUGCAUUGCAAUCGAGCCUCUUUCUCCGACUUUGCCUCCCUACCGAGCGUUUACUGAGUUCUUCCCGGCUGCCGCCGCCGGCAUAGCCGCGCCGCGUCUCCGAGUUGCCUGGAGAGAGCGGACUUCGGGACCGGUCACGUCCACAGGGCUUUGCACCUCGCGCUCUUUUGUGGCGGGGCUCGAUCUCCUUCUACCGGCAGAAUUGUUUAUCCACCCCCCCCCCUCUUCUGCGUGCAGCAGCCUCAUCCUCUUUCCUUUUUGGACCGAGCAGAGCGUGUUGGGAACCGCAGGGGGAAAAUGUUGACUUAACCUCGAGCAGAGCCUCUCUCGGCUGGCUGGGCUUGCUUGGAGAGAAGAGAGGAGGAGGAGGAGGAGGAGAAGCCGCCGGCGUGUCCGUUCGGUCCCAGCCCAGCGAGCUGCAAAGACGGCUGCCUGCCUUGCUCGGCUUCUGUCGGCCCGGCUCUUUCGCCUUUCCAGCGAUCCCUUUUCGUCUUCUGGCCGUUUGCUGCAGGCGCCUUCCGGGCCACAAUCCCUCCCUCCUCUUCCUCGUAAGCCGGGGAAGGCUCGCUUUAGACCACCUUUCCGAGCACCCCAGAUGCGAGAGAGACCCUGGCCCGGCUCUGGCUGCAAAUCCAAAGUUAUGAAGUUCAAUGAUGUAGACCACCUACUUGAAUGACGCUGGACAUUUAUAACUGGAUUCAUUAAGGAAUAAAAAGAAAAUACUUUAAAGGGGGUCAAUAAUGGUGGCAUCUGAUUGCAGAAUGAAAAGAUUUUGGCUAUUACUGAUAGUCAGCUUCCUGCAGUGUACGGAAGGUUUCAGCCGAGCAGCAUUACCAUUUGGUUUAGUAAGGAGAGAACUGUCCUGUGAGGGCUACUCCAUCGAUCUUCGGUGUCCAGGAAGUGAUGUCAUCAUGAUAGAGAGUGCUAAUUAUGGGCGGACAGAUGACAAAAUUUGUGAUGCUGACCCUUUCCAAAUGGAGAACACAGAAUGUUUCCUCCCUGAUGCCUACAAAAUUAUGACACAAAGGUGCAACAAUCGAACUCAGUGCAUAGUAGUUACUGGAUCAGAUGUGUUUCCUGAUCCUUGCCCUGGAACAUACAAAUACCUCGAAGUCCAAUAUGAAUGUGUCCCCUACAUUUUUGUUUGCCCUGGGACAUUGAAAGCCGUUGUGGAUUCUCCAAAUUUAUAUGAAGCAGAGCAAAAGGCAGGUGCCUGGUGCAAAGACCCUCUUCAGGCUGCAGAUAAAAUAUACUUCAUGCCAUGGACUCCAUACCGUACCGAUACUCUGAUAGAAUAUGCUUCUCUAGAGGACUUCCAAAAUGGACGCCAGCAGACAACAUAUAAGCUUCCGAAUCGAGUGGAUGGUACUGGAUUUGUGGUAUACGAUGGUGCUGUCUUUUUUAACAAGGAAAGAACCAGGAACAUCGUAAAGUUUGACUUAAGAACUAGAAUUAAGAGUGGAGAGGCUAUUAUAAAUUAUGCUAACUACCAUGACACUUCUCCUUAUAGAUGGGGGGGCAAGACUGAUAUUGAUUUGGCUGUUGAUGAAAACGGUUUGUGGGUAAUUUAUGCUACAGAACAAAACAAUGGAAUGAUAGUGAUUAGCCAACUGAAUCCAUAUACCCUACGUUUUGAAGCAACUUGGGAAACGACGUAUGACAAGCGAGCAGCAUCCAAUGCUUUUAUGAUAUGUGGGGUUCUCUAUGUUGUUCGAUCAGUAUACCAAGACAAUGAAAGUGACACUGGCAAAAACGCAAUUGAUUACAUUUACAACACCAGAUUAAGCAGAGGAGAAUAUGUAGAUAUUCCUUUCCCCAACAUGUAUCAUUACAUUGCUGCCGUGGAUUACAAUCCAAGAGAUAAUCAACUGUACGUGUGGAACAACAAUUUCAUUCUGCGAUAUUCUCUAGAGUUUGGCCCACCAGACCCUGCUCAAGUGCCUACUACAGCAGAGACAAUAACUCCUUCCACAGAGCUGUACAAAACAACUGUAUCAACCACAAGCACUACACCUCAGAAAGUCCUUAUCAGUACAACUCUAGCAACAGCAACAAGCAAAGGCCCCAAACCACCUCCAGCAGUUUCUACAACCAAAAUCCCUCCAGUGACAAGCUUUUUUCCUUUGCCAGAAAGGUUCUGUGAACCUGUUGUGGCCCGGGGAAUUAGUUGGCCUCAGACACAAAGGGGAAUCAUUGUGGAACGCCCAUGUCCCAAAGGAACUCGGGGAACAGCUUCAUACCUCUGCAUGGUUUCUACUGGAACGUGGAAUCCUAAGGGCCCUGAUCUUAGCAACUGUACUUCACACUGGGUAAAUCAGCUGGCCCAGAAGAUCAGAAGUGGAGAAAAUGCUGCUAGCCUUGCCAAUGAACUGGCUAAACACACCAAAGGACCAAUCUUUGCAGGAGAUGUGAGUUCAUCAGUCAGACUAAUGGAACAGUUGGUGGACAUUCUUGAUGCUCAGCUACAAGAUCUGAAGCCUAAUGAAAAGGACUCUGCUGGACGGAGUUAUAACAAGCUCCAAAAGCGAGAGAAGACAUGCAGGGCUUACCUUAAGGCGAUUGUUGACACAGUGGACAACCUGCUUAGGGCUGAAGCUCUAGAAUCUUGGAGAGAUAUGAAUUCCUCAGAACAAGCACAUGCUGCAACCAUGUUACUUGAUACACUAGAAGAAGGGGCUUUUGUCUUGGCUGACAAUCUCUUAGAACCUACAAGAGUCGCAAUGCCUACAGAUCACAUUGUCCUGGAAGUUGCGGUGCUAAGUACAGAAGGGCAGGUGCAGGACUUGAAAUUUCCUCAGGGCAAUACUGGAGGCAAUUCGAUCCAGCUCUCUUCAAGCACUGUGAAACAGAACAGCAGAAAUGGGUUAGCAAAGCUGGUUUUCAUAAUUUACAAAAGCUUGGGUCGGUUCCUAAGUACCGAAAAUGCAACCAUAAAACUAGGCAGUGAAUUUGCUGGCAGGAACAGUACCAUUGCUGUGAACUCUGACGUCAUUGCUGCCUCCAUCAACAAGGAGUCCAGCCGUGUCUACUUGACCGAUCCUGUUCUUUUCACCCUGGCACACAUUGAUGCUGAAAAUUAUUUCAAUGCCAAUUGCUCCUUCUGGAACUACUCAGAACGAACUAUGAUGGGAUAUUGGUCUACUCAAGGUUGCAAGCUAAUCGACACAAAUAAAACACAUACCACAUGCGCAUGCAGCCAUCUAACCAACUUUGCAAUCCUCAUGGCCCAUAGAGGAAUUGUGUACAAAAACGGAAUGCACGAGUUGCUGCUCACUGUCAUCACCUGGGUAGGGAUUGUCAUUUCCCUUGUCUGCCUGGCAAUCUGCAUCUUCACUUUCUGUUUCUUCCGUGGCCUUCAAAGUGACCGAAACACAAUUCACAAGAACCUUUGCAUCAACCUCCUCAUUGCAGAGUUCAUUUUCCUAAUAGGCAUUGAUAAGACAGAAUAUAAGAUUGCAUGCCCAAUAUUUGCAGGCCUCUUACACUUUUUCUUCCUGGCAGCCUUUGCCUGGAUGUGCCUAGAAGGAGUGCAACUCUAUCUCAUGUUAGUAGAAGUAUUUGAAAGUGAAUAUUCUAGGAAGAAGUACUACUAUGUGGCUGGCUACUUCUUCCCUGCCACUGUUGUUGGAGUCUCAGCAGCAAUUGACUAUAGCAGUUAUGGAACACAGAAAGCUUGCUGGCUCAAGGUUGACAACUAUUUUAUCUGGAGUUUUAUUGGUCCUGUUACCUUCAUUAUUCUGCUGAAUCUUAUCUUCCUGGUGAUCACACUGUGCAAAAUGGUGAAGCACUCAAACACUUUGAAACCAGACUCCAGCAGGUUGGAAAAUAUUAAGUCCUGGGUUUUAGGUGCAUUUGCUCUCCUGUGUCUUCUUGGCCUAACGUGGUCUUUUGGGCUGCUUUUUGUCAACGAAGAGACCAUUGUGAUGGCAUAUCUCUUUACAGUAUUUAAUGCCUUCCAAGGAAUGUUUAUUUUCAUCUUUCAUUGUGCACUCCAAAAGAAAGUACGGAAGGAAUAUGGAAAGUGCUUCAGACAUUCUUAUUGUUGUGGAGGAUUACCGACAGAGAGCCCGCACAGUUCAGUAAAAGCAUCAACUACAAGAACUAGUGCUCGCUAUUCCUCUGGCACACAGAGUCGAAUAAGAAGAAUGUGGAAUGACACUGUGAGAAAACAAUCUGAAUCUUCCUUUAUCUCAGGUGAUAUCAAUAGCACUUCAACACUUAAUCAAGGAAUGACUGGCAAUUACCUACUAACAAACCCUCUUCUUCGACCGCACGGCACUAACAAUCCUUAUAACACAUUGCUCGCUGAAACGGUUGUAUGUAAUGCCCCUUCAGCUCCUGUGUUUAACUCACCAGCAACCUACAGAGAGACAAGACAUUCACUGAACAAUGCCAGGGAUACAAGUGCCAUGGAUACUCUACCGCUAAAUGGUAAUUUCAACAACAGCUACUCUUUGCGCAAUGGGGACUAUAAUGACAGUGUGCAAGUUGUAGACUGUGGACUAAGCCUGAAUGAUACUGCAUUUGAAAAAAUGAUCAUUUCAGAAUUAGUGCACAACAACCUGCGGGGCAGCAACAAGAACCACAACCUGGAGCGCACAUUACCAAUCAAAGCUGUGAUCGGCGGGAGCAGUAGUGAAGAUGAUGCUAUCGUAGCAGAUGCUUCAUCUUUGAUGCACAGUGAUAACCCAGGCCUGGAGCUGCACCAAAAGGAACUCGAGGCCCCCCUGAUUCCCCAACGGACUCACUCCCUUCUGUACCAGCCACAGAAGAAAGUGAAAACGGAAGGAACAGAUAGCUAUGUGUCGCAGCUGACAACUGAAGUCGAAGACCACCUCCAGUCCCCCAACAGAGACUCUCUCUACACGAGCAUGCCCAACCUCAGAGACUCUCCUUAUCCAGAGAGCAGUCCUGACAUCGAGGAAGACCUCUCUCCCUCCCGGAGGAGUGAAAAUGAGGACAUUUACUACAAAAGCAUGCCAAAUCUUGGGGCUGGCCAUCAGCUUCAGAUGUACUAUCAAAUCAGCAGGGGAAAUAGUGACGGCUAUAUAAUUCCCAUUAACAAGGAAGGAUGUAUUCCAGAAGGGGAUGUUAGGGAAGGACAAAUGCAACUAGUGACAAGCCUUUAAUAGUGUAGCAAAGGAAUACUGAAGACCACAUGCAAGUAUUAAACAGACUUAAUUGGCCCCAUGCAGGCUCCCUCAUAUCUGCUUGAAGAGACAAUUCUGUUGUCCCUGUGGUUUCUUUCUCCCAUGUAACGGAGAUGACUGGACCUUGCAGUUCUGUGAAUUUUUAUAAAACAAAGCUUUGUAUAUACACAGAGUAUACUAAAAAGAAUUAUUUGUUACAAAGAAAAAAGAGAUACCAUCAAGGUAUUUUAAGAUAUCUUCUGCUGCUGACAUAAAAGAGAUUGUGAAAUAAACAGACACACACAAAGAAAGUGUUCCAGCCAUUUUACUGCAGCAGUUUGUGAACUAAAUUUGUAAAUAUGGCUGCAUCAUUUUUUUGUAGGCCUGCAUUGUAUUAUAUACAAGACGUAGGCUCUAAAAUCCUGUGGGACAAAUUUACUGUACCUUACUAUUCCUGACAAGACUUGCAAAAGCAGGAGAGAGAUUCUGCAUCAGUUUGCAGUUCACUGCAAAUCUUUUCCAUUAUGGCAAAGAUUGAAAACAUGUCUAACCACUAGCAAUCAAGCCACAGGCCUUAUUUCAUAUAUUUCCUCAACUGUACAAUGAACUGUUCUCAUGAAAAAAAUGGCUAAAGAAAUUAUAUUUUGUUCUAUUGCUAGGGUAAAAAAAAAUAAAUACAUUUGUGUCCAAAUGGAAAUAUAAUUGUCAUUAAAAUAAUUUUAAAGAGUUUGAAGAAAAUAUUGUGAAACGCUCUUGGUUGCACAUAUGCUACAAGCUGUUUUUUCUUAUACUUGGGUCAUAGUACCGUAAUAUGUUUAAAAUGCAAGUUCUUCCCAUUUUCACUUCUUUUUCACUGUAAACAGUGUUCUGCUUUAACGUUAGUAUUUCUUCUUAUGUUUCAAACUUCUUAUUGCCAAACAAACAUAUUUUAUGGGGAGAAUUCUCUUAGAAGCCAAUUAAUGCCAUGCCUUGCACAAAUUUGGUAAAAGUUCUGUGACAGAUUAUAAAUUAGUUCCCACUUCAUUCUUUAACUGGGGAGGAGGGUAGGUGGGGGCCAAAAGGGAGGACCCAGGGUAUUACUCUCAAAACUUACUGGGAAACAAAUGGUGCCUGUCCUUUUUAAGCUAAGAGAAAACAUAAAUAUUACUCUUCCAUACUCCUUCUGCCUAUAUUUAGUAAUUAAUUUAUUUUAUGAUAAAAGAUCUAAUUAAUUGUACAUUGUUUCAGAAAAAUUCUGCUUUUUUCAUCCCUUUGUGUAAACCUGUUAAUAAAUGAGCCAUCACUAAUAUCCAAUGUAAAGUUUAACACCUGUUUGACAGUAAAUAAAUGUGA
Messenger RNA from Eublepharis macularius, 6877 nucleotides. It is a transcript of the gene ADGRL2, whose product is annotated as adhesion G protein-coupled receptor L2. Gene Ontology annotation, cellular component: membrane; neuron projection. The transcript is spliced from 23 exons. The coding region runs from base 1157 to 5545 and encodes 1462 amino acids. The record is from RefSeq and is a predicted model, not a curated record. Gene Ontology annotation, molecular function: carbohydrate binding; G protein-coupled receptor activity. Gene Ontology annotation, biological process: adenylate cyclase-activating G protein-coupled receptor signaling pathway; brain development; cell surface receptor signaling pathway. Lineage: Eukaryota; Metazoa; Chordata; Lepidosauria; Squamata; Eublepharidae.